Acanthoscelides obtectus is the source of this 2561-nucleotide messenger RNA. The record is from the annotation of a GenBank genome assembly. NCBI's taxonomy places the organism in Eukaryota, Metazoa, Arthropoda, Insecta, Coleoptera, Chrysomelidae.
AUUGCAAUGAAGUUUACAUGUUAAAUGUCAAGAAUUUGAUAUUAUAAUUUUCUUUUCAAACCAAGCUACAAACUUUCGUAAAGGCUUGUCAAACGCGACGUCGAUGAAACUUAUGAAGGAGAAAUCCCACAAUAAGGCGUCAUCAGACAGUUCGAGUAGCGGACAUUCAUCAGGAGUUCAUCACAACACUCAGGGUAUCCAACAGUUGCUCGCUGCCGAGAAAAGGGCUGCAGAAAGGGUCGCAGCAGCCAGAUUACGUAAGGCACGAAGAAUCAAGCAGGCUAGAGAAGAAGCAACUGCGGAGAUAGAGCAAUACAGAGCCGAGAGGGAGAAGCAGUUCAGGGAGUACGAGGCUAAACACAUGGGAUCCAGAGAAGACAUCGCUGCCAAGAUCGACAGAGACACAGAGGAGCAUUUGAAGGAGAUUGAGGAGAAUAUUAGGAAGAAUAAGGAUGCACUGAUCGACGAUCUGAUAGGCCUAGCGAUACACGUACAUCCUGAAGUGCAUCCUAACUACUUCAUCUUGAAGACCUUCAACAAGAUAUAAGUGGAAAGUUUUGAUGAUCACUACCGCUUAUUCAUACCUACCGGGAGUAUUUUUUUAUGUCACUGUAACUUGUAUAACUAAAGAAAGCACGUUAGAUGUUUACAUCUUUUACUCGAAAUCAAACCGCCAUUCCAGAUGCGAAAAUGUUGUUUUUGUAAAGCUUUCAAUCAAAUUUAUGUUAUUAUUUUUUCGUAACUUUUAAACAAGAUCAAUUUUAAAUUUACAGUCACGUUGACCCGACUAAAAAUUAAGAUUUAGUAAGGGCAAGUAGAACCAAAGACCGAUCCUAAACUGAAUUUUUUACCAAAAAUGAGGUCCAUAUUUGCAGAGAAGUGAUUUAUUUCUCUUUUGGAGUUAUAAUAAUGAGGCCUCAUCAAAGAAAAAAUUAGUGAUAUGAUGUUUGAAGAAUGUUUUACUCUGUCUCAAUUAGAAUCUUAAAACUAAAUACUUUGUCACAUUUGCGCGAUCUAUUACUGAAUAAUAAUAAAAUAAGUUUGUAUUCGAAACCAAAAUGUUUUCUUACACAAGUCUUUAAAUGAUGAAGUAAUUUUGUAUCUAGUAUCAGAUAUGAUUCCAUAAAGUAAUAAUAAUCAUAAUAAUAAUAAUAAAUCUUUAUUUCAAAAUAACGGUGCAUGAUUACAAUGUAUUACACACUGUUAGGUGCAAUAUACGUCAGUGUCAUCGAGACAGAAAGAACAACCACAGACGAGGACUCCGGCGAUGAGAAUGUAAUGUCAGCUGAUAAUCUACCGGGUUCACAAUUACAAGCACCUGCUGAGAUAAACAUACCUCAUGAAAAAUUUAGCAUAACUUCACCUGAUUCCGAAGAUAAUAUUCCAUUAUCUGAAUUGGCUAAAAAAAUAAAAAGCUAAAGAAACGAAAUACGUACAAAUGGGUCAAGGAGGAUCUACCAGAAGAAGUUCCAGGAAACUUCGAAGAAAUUCUUGAACAAAAUAAUUCUUCUAAGACUCCACUUGAAUGGUUUUCACUUUUUUUUUUACGGCGAACUUAUAACACGCAUAACAACUGAAACAAAUAGAUAUGCCAGGCAAAAGAAUCGCCAACAAGAGGUGCAAGGGUAAGAAAUAAGGGCAUUUAUUGGAACACUAAUAUUGAGUGGUUAUGUCGAUGUACCACAUAGAAGAAUGUUCUGGGAACGUGAAAGAGAUGCUAAUAAUCAACUCGUCACGGAAGCGCUUACACGAGAUAAGUUUGAGUAUAUUAUGUCAAAUUUCCAUUUAGUAGAUAACUACAAUUUACAGCAAGGAGUUAAGUUUGCAAAAGUUAGACUUUUAUUUGCGAGCCCGAAUCAAAAAUUUAUGGAACAUGGAAUUUUGACAGAAACGCAUAGUGUAGAUAAGGAGGCAAUGGUUCCUUAUUUUGGGAGACACUAAUGCAAACAGUUCAUUCACGGAAAACCUAUACGAUACGGCUAUAAAUUAUGGGUUGGCGCAUCAAGACUAGGCUACGUUUACUGGGUUGAAUCUUACCAAGAGUCGUCAAGCAACAUUAGUAAGAAUUAUGCAGAUUUGCUGGUGUGGUAUUAGAAUAUUCUGAUGCACUGAGGAGAAAAUGACCAAAUGAAAAAUUUCAUUUAGUUUUCGACAAUUUUUUCACUCCUCUCCCUCUUAUGGUAAAAUUGACAGAAAAAAGUUUCUUUGCGACUGUUACUGCUAGAGAAAAUCGUUUACAAGGCGUCCAAUUCAGAGAUUCUAAAAUUAUGAAAAGGGAAAAAAGAGGUACCUAGUUACGAUUACAACAAAAUUUCCGAUACAAUCAUAAUUGCAGUAAAAUGGCAUGACAAUAAUUUAGUAACACUCUGUUCAAAUGCCGCAGGAUUGCAACCAAUUCGCUUUGAAAAGCGAUUCUCUCAAAAGGAUAAAAAAGUAUUCAGGUAAGAAACACAAUCUGCAAGAAAAUCAAUGUUUUCAAAAAUGAUUGUGAUUUUGAUUUUAGGUAGAACAACCUCAUCUUGUAAAUGUAUACAACUCAAAUAUGGGCGGCGUUGAUCGUU